GUUGGAGGGGUUAUCUUGGUAGGGCCAACAGCGGACUCGCCACCGGCCUCACCCUAGCUUGUCAGCUUAGGGACUCGCAAGAGGUAGUCUUAUGACGCCGACCCACGGCUUAGGGCCCUGGUGCUUUGCACUUCCGCUCUGGGGCAAUCCAGUCUUGCCGUGUGCGGCGGGGCUUCAGGCGGGUGGCUUGGAACGUGACUUCCCAGCUCUCAUGGCGCUGCCGGGUCUGCUCACGCUCGGCACGGCAGUGCGGUGCUGGGAGGCGCUGGCCGCGGUGCGCCAGCUGGUGGCUUCCAAGCCGGCUGGUGCGCUCGGGCCGCGCCUCGCACGUCGCUGCACUAUACAGUACAAGCGGUCCGUCCUGCGCCCCAUCCUGCGCAUUACGGAUAUGGCGCGCGUGCCGCCGGAGCUGCAGUCCGGCCCGGAUGCUGCUGCCCAGUUCUCCGCGCUGCUGGCCCGUGUACCGGCGGCGUGGAGGGUGGCGGCGUCGGCCACACUGCAUGCGCCUGGCGGCGCGGCCUCCGCGCCUCCUGCCCCCCAGGCAACCCAGCUUCAACUUGCGCCUGCGUACGACGCGCUCCGCGUGCGUCACUUGGCCUUCAUCCAGGAGGCCUACAGCGGCGCCGCGCCGCCAGCGGAAGCGAUUCAUGCGCUGCGGGCGGCCCUGGCGCGGCUGUGGGCGUUGGUGUGGGAGCCGCGACACAAGGAACCGCUCUGGCGUCUGGCAGUCAAUGGGUUCACGGGCUUUGGGAUGCUUGCGGCGUGGGCCGCAGAUGGACGCGUGGAGAAAUGCCCGUGUGGGACUCAGAUGACUGCUGGCGCUAGGGUUCAUCACUUCUGGGACUGUGUGGUGGCGGAGGCUCUGCGUGAUGUGAUGCGGGAGCAUGCGAAUGUGGACAUCACACGGAACCAGUUGUGGUUAGUACAGGCGCCACCAGGGCUAUCGCAGGCGGUGUGGGACAUCGUGUGCUUGGCUGCUGUGGCGGCCCUGGAAUACGGCCGACAGCGCCUUUACGCUUGCCGUGAUGCUGCAGACCGGACUGCGGAGGUUGCUGUUGUGCGAAGGAUCGGUGUGGAGGUGAUUGCGGACUUCUGGUCACGGCUAGCUGCGUUUGUGAGUCUGCGUCGGCCUCCGCGCCGCUGGGACCUUGUCCCGAACCAGCACCCAUUCCUAGCGUCAGAUGAUGUUGGAGGGGUUAUCUUGGUAGGGCCAACAGCGGACUCGCCACCGGCCUCACCCUAGCUUGUCAGCUUAGGGACUCGCAAGAGGUAGUCUUAUGACGCCGACCCACGGCUUAGGUGAGCAGCGCUAGCGUUUGCGGUGAGCCGGGCCUGGGGUUCCUCCCCUCUCCGGAGGCGAGGAGCAUGGGGGUCAUUCGGGGAUCUCUCCUCGGGUGAGCGUGCGUGUCUCGUACGUUUUUGGGGCCCUGGCUAGUCCACGGCUGUCGUCCCACAUGUAACCUCUAUCAGCUUUGUCGUUCUACUCCGCUUGGUUGCGUUAGGGCGCCUCGGCGCCCUGACCCUCCUUGUCGGUAGUAGUUCCUGGCCGGCCUUCGUGGCCGCGCCAACCCCCUGUGGCGCCUCCAUGGCGUCCCUGGCGUUGCUUAGGUCAGCUGUAGUGCGUCAGUACUGCUCUGGCUGCGGCGCGCCACUCAGUCGGCGGCAUCAUCGUCGCCGUCCUGCCGAGCGGCCCCCGCUCUGGCAAUCUUUGCCGAACAUCAUGACUUCACACCGUGGAGCCUUCGCGACCUAGCGUGGGUGGCGCGCCUGCUCGCCGAUCGACCUCGUCCUCAUGGCUUCGCGAUGCUUCUGGCGGGGCGCUCGCUGCUGCCGGGCUUGCUGUGGCGUGUCGCUGGGCGGCUCUUUCGGUAACGGAGGGCCGAUUGGAGCUGCUGGCGACUGUUGCUGUGGGCUGCUGCCGCGGCCUGACGUGGCGCCGGGCUCGCUGCGCGUGAACAGGGGCACGCUGCGGCGGGAGCCAGGACCGGCGUCUUCCGGGCGGCGGCGGCUGGAGCUGUGGGCGCAUCUACACACCUCGUGGUGUAGCCAGUGGAGAGACCUGCUUGGCGAAUGCAGUCUGGCGAAGGCAGUCCAGCGAAGGCUGGCUGGCGCAGGCCGACUAAGCGAAGGCUGGCUGGCGCUGUCUGCUGUGCUAGGGUGUUGCGAGGAUGUGUGGACUUGGUUGGGCGGUGGGCGUGCCUGCACCGCCUGCGCUAGGUUGCGGGCGCUGUGGCUUGUGCUGUCUGGUGGGUCGGACCGGCUGGUCCUCGUGGUUCAGCGAACUUGCACGGCCCUAGGCCGUCUGCAGGAUGCAGCUUCGGGCUGCACCCAACAGUGUGAGGGCCCUGCCCUGUUGGUGCUG
Molecule: messenger RNA, 2362 nt
Organism: Chlamydomonas reinhardtii
Lineage: Eukaryota; Viridiplantae; Chlorophyta; Chlorophyceae; Chlamydomonadales; Chlamydomonadaceae
Exons: 3
Coding region: 92-1243 (383 amino acids)
Source: RefSeq, a predicted model, not a curated record